Messenger RNA from Ostreococcus tauri, 1533 nucleotides. Its product is annotated as Nin one binding (NOB1) Zn-ribbon-like. Lineage: Eukaryota; Viridiplantae; Chlorophyta; Mamiellophyceae; Mamiellales; Bathycoccaceae. Bases 1 to 1533 code for a protein of 510 amino acids. The transcript has a single exon. Gene Ontology annotation, molecular function: RNA endonuclease activity. Gene Ontology annotation, biological process: maturation of SSU-rRNA; ribosomal small subunit biogenesis. The record is from RefSeq and is a predicted model, not a curated record. Gene Ontology annotation, cellular component: preribosome, small subunit precursor.
AUGUCCUCUCCGUGGGCGAAGAUCGUUCGAGACGAUCCCGAACCGCGAGCGGUCGAUCAAGACGAGGCACGACGAGCCGCCGCCGCCGCCCGAACGCUCGAUGAAAUCAUCCGCUCGCCGACGCACCGUAAAGCGAUCGUGGACGCGAACGCGAUAUUCAAGGGCGCGAUCGGGAGCUUCAUCGACCCGGAGACGACGCUGGUGACGAUCGCGGAGGUGCAGGAGGAGAUACGGGACGAACGCGCGCGGCGCGUGGCGGGGGCGAUGGCGUUGACGACGCGCGAGCCGACGGAGGAGGCGAUCGAGGCGGUGAAGACGUUCGCGGCGAAGACUGGGGAUUUACAAGCGCUCUCGAGGGUUGAUUUGAAGUUGAUCGCGUUGGCGUACGACGUGGAGCGGAUGUGUCACGGGGUGGAGCACCUGCGGACGGAGCCGGCGCCGCCGAGGACGACUGGGAAAAAGGCGAGCGCGAACGAAAAGCGACCGGGAUGGGAUUUCGUCCCGAACGCGGACGAUUGGGCCGAGUUAGACGAGAUGAAUGACGCACAUGAGCAGGCAGAGCGGGAAAUGCGUGCGAAGAUGGCGAGCGUGGCGUUGAGCGAGGAAGCGGAGAAGAAGACGGAGACGGCGGCGGAUCGAGAGCGACGGGAGGACGAGGAGCGGCGUGCGAGGGAGCGAGCGGAGACCGCGGCCGAGACCGCCGCUGGGCAAUCUCACAUAGAAAAAGAUGAUGGUGAUGACGACGGGUGGGAGCGAGCGGUGUGUCGAACGACGCGGGUGCGUCGACAAAAGCGAGAGGAGAGGGCGCGGUGGGAAGCCGAGCAAGCGGCGGCUGAGGCUGAGGUAUCGCGAGAGCAGAACGAAGACGACGACGGUAGCGCGCGCGCCGAGGAGCUGGAGGAUGUCAGUAAGCGUGCCGUCGACUUCUUCACCUCGCGCGGUGAGCUCGAGGAGGGUGCGGAGGAGGAGGUCGACGACGAAGACGAGGACUACGACGAAGUCGAGCUCGAAUCGUGCGUCUCCUCCAUCACGGCGGAUUUCGCAAUGCAAAACGUCAUCCUGCAGAUGGGACUCAAGCUCAUCGCCCCCGAUGGCAUGCGUAUCGAGCAACUUCGACGAUGGGUCCUGCGCUGUCACGCGUGCAACGAAAUCUCCCGCGACCUCUCGCGCAUCUUCUGCCCAAAGUGCGGGAACCAAACCAUGCAAAAGGUUGAGCACACCGUCACUCGAGACGGCGUCGAACAAUUCGGCGUGCGUAAAAAAUUCGUCUUGCGCGGAAGCAAGUACUCCCUACCCUUACCCAAGGGCGGUCGCCGCGAGAAGAAGAUCAUCCUCCGCGAGGAUCAGCUCAUGAGCGUGCGCCUGACAAAGAAACAAAUCGGUGAGGACGUCUUCGCCGCCGAGUACAACGAGGAAUCCUACGCCGACGACAAGCGAUUCGCCAGCCAAAAGACCGCGUUCGAGGUCGCGGGCGACGUUCGUCGAAAUCCCAACGAGCGUCGCCACGUCGCCACGAACAGACGCCGGAAGUAG